CCUUCUGUUUACCUUGAUCCAGCGAUCGCUAAUUCACUAUCCAUAAAACCUUCUCGAGUGUGAAUUGUUUUUGGUUCUCGUUCUGUUUGGUUCUAGGCCGAAAACGGUUUAUUUCCAAGAUAGAAAUACAUUCAAAAUUGAUUAUUCCGAGGUGAAAGUGAUUAGCCCUUCAUUGCCAAGAAAGUUUGGCCCGUUUUAAGUUUCAACAGGUGGAGUUUCAUCAAGGAAUGAUGCUAGGAUAGCGUUUCUUUUCAUUACGAUUUAAAAAAAAACGAAGAUAAUGAACAACUCGCCGGGCGCAGCACCGACUGUGCAGGAGUACAGCAUUAAAGUGCCCAAGAAUUCGAGAAAGUCGUACCAUGUCAUGCGUUUCAACUCGGUCCAGAACGUCGAUUUUACGAAAUGGUCUCAAGUCAAGAUGGAAAGGGAAAACAACAUCAAAGAGUUCAAGACGCAGGACGAAGAACAGCCAAAGUUUGGUGCCGGGAGCGAGUACGGCAGAGAAGCAAGGGAAGAGGCGAGGAGAAAGAAGUACGGCAUCAUAACACGACGUUAUAAACCAGAGGAUCAACCAUGGAUUCUUAAAGUCGGAGGGAAAUCUGGAAAAAAAUUCAAAGGGAUUCGUGAAGGUGGGGUGGCCGAAAAUGCGUCCUAUUACGUUUUCACACAUGCUGCUGAUGGUGGCAUCGAAGCUUACCCUUUGAACGAGUGGUACAACUUCCAGGCCAUACAGAGGUAUAAGGCCUUAUCGGCAGAAGAAGCAGAACAAGAAUUUGGAAGGCGGAACAAGGUGAUGAACUACUUUUCGCUCAUGAUGAGGAAAAGGCUAAAGAACGAUGAAGAUGGCGAAGGGGAAGAAGAAGAAAAACCAAAGAAGGGGAGGAAAUCUAAUGAGCUUAAGAUUUCUGAAAUGGACGAUUGGAUCGAUUCUGAGGAAGAUGAGUCCGAAUCUGAUGAUGAGGAAGGCGAGAAAAAAGAGAAGAAAGAAAAAGAUAAGAAAAAGAAAAAAGUUCCUGAAAAGAAGAAAAAACGUAAAGGUUCUGAUGAAUCAGCCGUUGAGGAAAGUGACGACGGUGAUGAAGAAGGGCGGGAGCUCGAUUAUAUAUCCGAUUCAUCAGACAGUGAAUCAGAUCACGACGCCAAGGUGGUCAAGGAAAUGAAAGGUGUGGCGGAAGAGAGCGCCCUCAGAAGGCUCCUUACAUCGGACGAGGAGGAGGACGAAGAAGAAAAGAAAGAAGAGGAGAAAGAAGGAGAGAAAGUUGCCGAAAACAAAGAUGCCGAAAAGAACGAUGGGAAAGAUGCUAAAGAUGCGAAAAAGAGAAAAAGGAAGAAAAAGUCAAACGAAAAGAAGAAAAAUGAUGAUUCUUCUUCAGAUUCAAGCGGUGAUAGUAGUGAUUCGGACACAGACAAAUCCAAAGAUAAUGGAUCGAGUUCAAACGCACAGACUCCGGCCGAGAAGAAAGUCGAUCCGGUUCAGACGAAGAAGCCACGCAUGGAGAUGCCCCUUCUUUCUUAUGGAGGUGAGAACGGCAUAACCGAAGAGGCUGUCAGGAGGUAUCUCAUGAGGAAGCCUAUGACGGCUACAGAGCUCCUGCAGAAAUUCAAAAACAGAAAAACCGGACUCAGUUCUGAACAGCUAGUCAACGUCAUGACGCAGAUACUUCAGAAGAUAAAUCCGGUCAAGCAAAAGACUCAGAAUAAAAUGUAUCUCUCGCUCAAACCACAAUGAUAUAAUCAACGGGAAGACGAUUUAAUUUUUAUCCAUCCAACUAUAGAUGAAUUUUAAAUAUGAAAUAAAUAUGUUUAUUGUACAUUUCGGUGUAAAAAAUUUUUAUACAUAAAUGUGAAAUAAAAAUAUUUAUAC
Molecule: messenger RNA, 1864 nt
Organism: Cimex lectularius (bed bug)
Lineage: Eukaryota; Metazoa; Arthropoda; Insecta; Hemiptera; Cimicidae
Gene: TfIIFalpha
Product: general transcription factor IIF subunit 1
Exons: 11
Coding region: 281-1729 (482 amino acids)
Biological process (GO): transcription initiation at RNA polymerase II promoter; positive regulation of transcription elongation by RNA polymerase II
Cellular component (GO): transcription factor TFIIF complex; nucleus
Molecular function (GO): TFIIF-class transcription factor complex binding; DNA binding; RNA polymerase II general transcription initiation factor activity
Source: RefSeq, a predicted model, not a curated record